Molecule: messenger RNA, 1272 nt
Organism: Chiroxiphia lanceolata (lance-tailed manakin)
Lineage: Eukaryota; Metazoa; Chordata; Aves; Passeriformes; Pipridae
Gene: SCX
Product: scleraxis bHLH transcription factor
Exons: 2
Coding region: 41-634 (197 amino acids)
Biological process (GO): regulation of transcription by RNA polymerase II; developmental process
Molecular function (GO): DNA-binding transcription factor activity, RNA polymerase II-specific; protein dimerization activity; RNA polymerase II transcription regulatory region sequence-specific DNA binding
Source: RefSeq, a predicted model, not a curated record
CCAGGACACCCCCCGAACGGCUCGGAGGCUCGCCCCAACCAUGUCCUUCGCCAUGCUGCGCUCGGCGCCCAGCCGCUACCUGUACCCCGAGAUCAGCAUGCUGUCCGAGGACGAGGAGAACGGCAGCGAGAGCUCGGGCUCGGACGAGAAGCCCUUCCACCUGGACGCCGAGGGCUACGCGCUGAAGGCGGGCAAGAGGCGCGGGGCCAAGAAGGCGGCGGCGGCGGCGGCGGCGAGGCUGUCGCGGGAGCCCCGGCAGCGGCACACGGCGAACGCGCGGGAGCGCGACCGCACCAACAGCGUCAACACCGCCUUCACCGCGCUGCGCACCCUCAUCCCCACCGAGCCGGCCGACAGGAAGCUCUCCAAGAUCGAGACCCUGCGCCUGGCCUCCAGCUACAUCUCCCACCUGGGCAACGUGCUGCUGGUGGGCGAGGCGUGCGGCGACGGGCAGCCGUGCCACACCACGCCCGCCUUCUUCCCGCACGCCGGAGGAGGUGGAGGAGGAGGUGGUGGCAGCCCCCCGGCGCGGGACCCCGACAGCUCCCAGCCCAAACAGAUCUGCACUUUCUGCCUCAGCAACCAGAGGAAGCUGAGCAAAGACCGCGACAGGAAGACGGCGAUCCGGAGCUAAAGCAUCGUCCCGGCGGGAAGGGCCGAGGAGCGGCGGGACGAGGGACAGGGAACAACCACCACACACUCGGACCCGCGGCCACCGGAGCUCCCGCCCGCUCCUCCCCCGCGAAAAGGACUCAUCCCGGGGCUCCCCGGACACGGCCCCCGGCCCCCAGGGCGGCCACGGACAGGAGGUGGACACGCACACGCGGGGCCGGCAGGACUCGGAGGGCCACGCCGGGGACAGCGCCGGACACGCGCGGACACUCCACGACGGCGCAGGGAAUUCUGCCCGGAGAGCCAAAGGGACAUGGGACUGCUGCCCGGAGAGACAGGGACACGGGAGCUGGUGCUUGGAAAGACAGAGGGACGUGGGAUUUGCUGCCUGGAGAGCCAGAGGGACACGGGAGCUGGUGCCUGGAGAGCCAGAGGGACACGGGACCUGCUCUGGGGUCCCAGCCCAUCCCAGGAACACACGGGUGACCCCCCCCCCCGGGAUGUCCCACUGUCCCCGUCCCCUUCCAGCUUCGAGCCACUCGAUCCCUGCCCUGGGAGUCCCGGGGGCUGCGUUGGUUGGGGUCAGUCAAUACAUGCUGGUGUUUCAUGGCAUGGAGGUGACAACAGAAAGCCGGAGCAAUUCGUGUAAUUAAAAAUUAA